AUGUUCUCAUCAGUUGUUGGAGUUGUCCUCCACAUCCUCUUCCUGCUCGUGCUGCGUGUCGACGCUGUCCCGGUGGCUGGAGCCAGCGCGUCCGUGUCGGCUGCCUUCUCGUCUGCCUCUUCGGCGUCCUCGUCGAGCUACUGGGUUGGCUCGAUCAAGCGUCAGGGCACGAUUCCGUUUGGAAACAAUACGAGCUAUCAGAUAUACCGCAAUGUAAAGGACUUUGGGGCUACAGGCGACGGUUCCACCGAUGAUACUGAUGCCAUCAAUAAGGCUAUUUCCUCCGGCGGUCGCUGCGGAGAGGGCUGCGACUCGUCAACGACAACACCCGCGUUGGUCUACUUCCCUCCAGGGACGUAUCUGGUCUCCAAGCCCAUUGUGCAGUACUACUACACUCAGAUGGUUGGUGACGCCAACGACCUGCCCGUGCUCAAGGCGGCUGCCAGCUUCACUGGUAUGGCCGUGAUCGACUCUGAUCCGUACGAAACCGACGGGAGCAACUGGUACACCAACCAGAACAACUUCUUCCGUGCCAUCCGCAACUUUGUGAUCGAUCUCACCGCGAUGCCCGAGAGCGCCGGCGCUGGCAUCCACUGGCAGGUCGGCCAGGCCACUAGCCUGCAGAAUAUCCGCUUCGAAAUGAUCCAGGGUGGCGGCAGUGCUAACAAGCAGGAGGGAAUCUUCAUGGACAACGGCUCUGGAGGCUUCAUGUCCGAUCUGACCUUCAACGGCGGCAAUUACGGCAUGUUCCUCGGCAACCAGCAGUUCACCACUCGUAAUCUCACCUUCAACAAUUGCAAUACUGCCAUCUACAUGAACUGGGAUUGGGCCUGGACCUUCAAGUCCGUCACCGUCAACAACUGCGGCGUCGGUAUCAACAUGUCCACUUCCCCUUCCAACCAGACCGUUGGCUCUGUCCUCCUGCUGGAUAGCACCAUCGAUGCGACUACCGCCGGUAUUGUCACAGCUUUCACCAGUGACAGUAUCCCUGUCGGUGGUGGUGUCCUCGUCCUGGACAAUGUCGACUUCACCUCCUCGUCGGUCGCCGUCGCCGGCAUAUCUGGUAACACCAUCCUGGCCGGUGGCUCCGUAGUGGAGAACUGGGUUCAGGGUGAUGUAUACACUUCGUCUUCCGGUGCCACCAAACGGUCCGCUCCUCUGCAGCGCCGCGAGAUUAUCGAGGUCGAGGUGAUUGAGUAUGAGAUCAUCGAAGAGUGCCCCGACUCUGGUUGUAGCCAGGCGACUUCAGCCUCAACCUCUGGAACGGAGAGCCGCUUCCCCUUCGCUACCGUCCCCGUGGCCGUGCCGACAGUCAACAUUGCUGUGACUAUUGGCAGCGGCAGUGAACACUCUGGUGGUGCUGCGACCAGCUCCAAAUCCACCGCUACAGCCGUCGUCGCCGUCGAUUCCUCGUCAUCAACCACUACAAGUGUCAUUGGUGUGGCGUCUUCUCAUGCUGCGGGCGUGGCCGGGUCCUUAUCGCACCAACAUGCGACUGUCGCUUCCUCCUCUGCUGUCUUUGGGACUGCGGGCGAAGCGUCUUGCGCGGCCAAGACGGUUACCCGGACCCGCGUCCAGACGACCAUGCCGACACAGGCCAAACCAUCGUCCCUCCUCACAAGCAGCGGCAAGAUCUACGAGCGCUCUAAGCCUCUGUAUGAAAGCUAUCCGGCCUCUUCUUUUGUCAGUGUCAAGUCAGCAGGCGCCAAGGGCGACGGUACUACCGAUGACACGGCGGUCCUGCAGAAGGUUUUCGAUAGUGUCACCGAGGACCAGAUUGUUUACUUUGACCAUGGUGCCUACAUCAUCACCUCCACCCUCAAGGUGCCCAAGAACAUCAAGAUCACCGGUGAGGUGUGGCCUAUGCUGAUGGCGUAUGGAGACAAAUUCGCCGAUGAGAAGAACCCCAUCCCCAUGCUGCAGAUUGGAGAGAGUGGCGAGGUCGGCUCUGUCGAGCUUUCUGACCUGAUCUUGGAGACCAAGGGCCCUGCUCCCGGCGCCAUCCUGAUGCAGUGGAAUCUGGCUGCGGAGACGCAGGGUUCAGCCGGCAUGUGGGAUGUGCACACCCGUCUUGGAGGCUCCGCCGGCACGGAGCUGCAGAGCAACACCUGCCCGAAGACACCGUCUACGACUACCACGCCCAACCCGGAUUGCAUCGCCGCCUUCCUGAUGUUCCACCUGACGGCUAACGCGAGCGCAUAUGUGGAGAACGCGUGGUUCUGGACCGCCGACCACGAGCUCGAUCUGUCCGACCAUAGCCAGAUCGAUGUGUACACGGGUCGCGGCGUCCUCGUGGAGAGCACGAACGCCGUGUGGCUUUAUGGCACCGCAGCGGAGCACAACCAGCUGUACAACUACCAGGUGUCCGGAGCAAAGAACGUGUUCAUGGGCUUGAUCCAAACGGAGACUCCGUACUACCAGUCCAACCCGGACGCGCUCACCCCGUUCACACCGCAGACGUCGUGGGCCGAUCCCGACUUUUCCACAUGCACGACCGCCUCAUGUCGCAAGUCCUGGGGGCUGCGUGUCCUCGACACCACCGACUUGUGGGUGUACGGCGCGGGCUUGUACAGCUUCUUCGAUAACUACAGCCAGACGUGCCUGGACACGGAGUCGUGCCAGGAGAACAUCGUGCAGGUCGACUGCUCGGAGGUGUAUCUGUACGGGCUCAGCACCAAGGCCAGCACCAACAUGAUCACCUCAUCGUCUGGAGAGGCUCUGGUCCUGCAGGACGAAAACGAGAGUACCUACUGCUCCACCAUUGCGUUUUUCGAGCAAUAG
This is a messenger RNA of Penicilliopsis zonata CBS 506.65, 2781 nucleotides long. RefSeq lists its product as hypothetical. The record is from RefSeq and is a predicted model, not a curated record. The coding region runs from base 1 to 2781 and encodes 926 amino acids. The transcript is spliced from 2 exons. NCBI's taxonomy places the organism in Eukaryota, Fungi, Ascomycota, Eurotiomycetes, Eurotiales, Aspergillaceae.